AUGCCAUCGGAACAUGUGGGGACAAAACCUGUUUCCAUUGCUGCAGUGAUGGGGGGAUCACAACAGUUGACUUUGGUGGAAGCUGAGGUGAGCUUGACUGGGAAGGAGUGGCAGGAACAUCCGAUUGUGACUGGUCCAGAGGCUCCGUGUAUUUUGGGCAUAGACUUCCUCUGGAAUGGCUAUUACAAAGAUCCUAAGGGAUUCAGGUGGGCUUUUGGAAUAGCUGCAGUGGAGAUAGAGGGUAUUAAACAAUUGAAUACCUUGUCUGGACUAUCAGAGAACCCAUCUGCAGUAGGACUCUUGAAGGUAGAGGAACAACGAGUGCCAAUUGCCACCUCAACAGUGCACCGCAGGCAGUACCGGACGAAUCGAGAUGCCGUGAUCCCCAUCCACAAAAUGAUCCGAGAGCUGGAGAGCCAAGGGGUGGUCAGUAAAACCCACUCACCCUUCAACAGCCCCAUUUGGCCUGUGCGAAAAUCUGACGGAGAAUGGAGACUGACUGUGGACUAUUGUGCCUUGAAUGAAGUGACUCCACCACUGAGUGCGGCUGUACCGGACAUACUGGAACUGCAGUACGAGCUGGAGUCCAAGGCAGCAAAGUGGUACGCGACCAUCGAUAUUGCUAACGCGUUUUUCUCCAUCCCUCUGGCAGCAGAAUGCAGGCCCCAGUUUGCUUUUACAUGGAGGGGAGUGCAGUAUACCUGGAACCGACUGCCCCAGGGGUGGAAACACAGUCCUACCAUCUGUCAUGGACUGAUCCAGGCUGAACUAGAAGAGGGUGAGGCUCCAGAACAUUUACAAUAUAUUGAUGAUAUCAUUGUUUGGGGGAACACGGCAAUAGAAGUGUUCGAGAAAGGAGAGAAGAUAAUUCAUAUUCUCUUGGAAGCCGGAUUUGCCAUUAAGAAGAGCAAAGUCAAGGGACCUGCCCGAGAAAUUCAGUUUUUGGGGGUGAAGUGGCAAGAUGGACGGCGUCAGAUUCCUGCGGAUGUUAUUAACAAAAUCACUGCUAUGUCCCCACCAACUGAUAAGAAGGAAACACAAGCUUUCUUAGGUGCUAUAGGUUUCUGGAGGAUGCACAUCCCUGAGUAUAGUCAGAUUGUGAGACCCCUUUAUCUGGUUACCCGCAAGAAGAACAACUUCCAUUGGGGCCCUGAGCAGCAGCAAGCUUUCAUCCAGAUCAAGCAGGAGAUCGCUCAUGCUGUAGCCCUUGGUCCAGUCAGGACGGGACCAGAUGUGAAAAACGUGCUCUACUCUGCAGCCGGGAGCCAUGGUCUGUCCUGGAGCCUUUGGCAGAAGGUGCCUGGCGAGACCCGAGGCCGACCAUUGGGAUUUUGGAGUCGGAGCUACAGGGGGUCUGAAGAUAACUAUACCCCAACAGAAAAGGAAAUCUUGGCCGCCUAUGAAGGAGUCCAAGCCGCCUCGGAGGUGAUUGGUACAGAGGCACAACUCCUUCUGGCACCCCGACUACCGGUGCUGGGAUGGAUGUUCAGAGGAAAGGUUCCCUCUACCCACCAUGCCACCAAUGCUACUUGGAGUAAGUGGAUUGCCCUCAUUACGCAGUGCGCUCGAAUUGGGAAGUUAAAUCGCCCCGGGAUCCUGGAAAUAAUUACAAAUUGGCCCGAAGGUGAAAGCUUUAGUGUCGCGGAUGAGGAACAAGAGCCAGUGACCCGGGUUGAGGAAGCUCCGCCAUACAAUCAGUUACCAGCAGAAGAAACAUGUUACGCUCUAUUCACCGAUGGCUCUUGUCGCGUCAUAGGGAUGAAACGGAGGUGGAAAGCAGCUGUAUGGAGCCCCACUCGACGAGUUGCAGAGGCUACUGAAGGAGAAGGCGAAUCCAGUCAAUUUGCUGAAAUCAAAGCUAUUCAACUGGCCCUAGGUAUUGCAGAGAGAGAGAAGUGGCCAAGGCUCUAUUUGUAUACCGAUUCUUGGAUGGUAGCCAACGCUCUAUGGGGAUGGCUGAAGAGAUGGAAAGAGGCGAACUGGCAGCGCAGAGGAAAACCAAUUUGGGCUGCAGAAGAGUGGAAAGAUAUCGCUACUCGGUUAGAGAAGUUACCUGUGAAGGUUCGCCAUGUAGAUGCCCAUGUCCCCAGAAGUAGAGCUAAUGAAGAGCAGCAAAACAACCAGCAAGUACAUCAGGCUGCAAAGAUAGGGGAGUUGAAGAUAGAUCUCGACUGGGAGCAUAAGGGAGAGUUAUUCUUAGCACGAUGGGCCCAUGAUGCCUCAGGCCACCAGGGUAGAGAUGCCACCUAUAAGUGGGCACGAGACCGAGGGGUGGAUCUAACCAUGGACAGUAUCUCUCAGGUUAUUCGUGACUGUGAGACGUGCGCUGCCAUUAAGCAGGCCAAGCGGGUGAAGCCCCUCUGGUAUGGGGGGCGGUGGUCUAAGUACAAAUACGGGGAGGCCUGGCAGAUUGAUUACAUCACACUGCCUCAAACCCGCCAGGGCAAGCGCUAUGUACUAACCAUGGUAGAAGCCACCACGGGAUGGUUGGAAACCUACCCUGUGUCUCAUGCCACAGCCCGUAACACUAUCUUGGGCCUUGAAAAGCAGGUCCUUUGGAGGCACGGUACUCCCGAGAGAAUUGAGUCGGAUAAUGGGACUCAUUUUAAAAACAAUCUUAUUAAUACUUGGGCUAGGGAACAUGGCAUCGAGUGGAUAUACCAUAUCCCCUAUCAUGCACCAGCUGCAGGGAAAGUGGAAAGGUAUAAUGGAUUGUUAAAAACCACCUUAAAAGCAUUGGGUGGGGGGUCUUUAAAAAACUGGGAGCAGCAUUUGGCAAAGGCUACCUGGUUAGUUAACACUCGAGGUUCCACCAACCGAGCGGGUCCUGCUCAGUCUGAGCUCCUUAAUAUAGUAGAUGGGGAUAAAGCCCCAGUGGCCCAUGUCAGAGGUUUGUUGGGAAAGACAGUAUGGAUCAACCCUGCCUCGAGUACAGACAAACCCAUCCGUGGGAUUGUCUUUGCUCAAGGACCAGGUUAUACAUGGUGGAUAAUGCAGAAAGAUGGAACAACACGGUGUGUACCUCAGGGAGACCUGAUUGUGGGAUGAGACUCAUAUGAAUGUCAUUGUUUGUUGAAUGUGAGACAGAAGGAAACUGUAAGUGUCAAAGGUCUGAGCAAGUAAGAUGAAAAGAAUGCAUAAGUGUCAAAGGUGUGAGUAAGUGAAAUGAAAGUUUUUAUUGUAUAUUCACGAUAUGGGAUAAGGGGUGGAGUGUCGUGGGUUGACAGCCUUUAUCCCAAUAUCGUGUGUUGUGUCUGGCAGCUGUGCCUUUUCUCUCUUCCCCCCCCCGACCGUCUUGCUGCGGCGGGGCGGGGAAGAGAGGGGGGGAGUGUUUGACCAGGCCUUUUUGCUUUUGGCUUUUUGCUGCUUGGCUUGGCUAGCCGCUUUGCUUGCUUGCUUUCUGCUUUUUGCGCUGUUUUUUUUCUUUUCUUUUGUUCCCUCUUUCUUACCCUCCCCUGAAGAUACUGGACCGGCUCCGGACCUGACCUGAGACGUCCAGGACACCUGGAGCUUGCGAGAGAAGCUCAGUGCCCUCACCACACAGACUGUCUACAUCUAUGUGGAAUAUGCUCUGAAUAUGCACUGAAUGCAUCUGGUCCCUCUGAGGAUGGAAAUUUCAAGUUGUGCUGAAAAUGUCUGCAGUCAGGUGCUUUUCCUGCCACUGGUUGUUCUCUUGAGGCCUAAAUGCUCCAAGUAAGAUCAAUAGAGGAAUAUGUUCAUUUCUCCCUGCUGGCAACAACAGUAUGCUUCCAAAGGAGAAAUCUGAAUGUUCUUGGAAAGUAAGCUCUAUGGAGCAACUGUGGAGGUCAGUGGAGCCCCAGAUGAAGGCUUGGAAAAGCUCUAAAAUGUGUUGAGAACAAAGAAGCCCUGAAUCUCUGCAAGAACACUUUUGAGCUUAAAGAGCUGAAUCUGAAGGAAGAGUACUGCCUUCAGUUUCCCACAUCUCCUGGGACAUCUGGUCAAAAGCCUGUGACAGGAAGAAGAAAUUUUUAUUAUGGUUCCUAAAU
Molecule: messenger RNA, 4007 nt
Organism: Melospiza melodia melodia
Lineage: Eukaryota; Metazoa; Chordata; Aves; Passeriformes; Passerellidae
Exons: 5
Coding region: 1-3048 (1015 amino acids)
Biological process (GO): DNA integration
Molecular function (GO): nucleic acid binding; RNA-DNA hybrid ribonuclease activity
Source: RefSeq, a predicted model, not a curated record